This is a messenger RNA of Alternaria novae-zelandiae, 1254 nucleotides long. RefSeq lists its product as uncharacterized. The transcript is spliced from 6 exons. The record is from RefSeq and is a predicted model, not a curated record. The coding region runs from base 1 to 1254 and encodes 417 amino acids. NCBI's taxonomy places the organism in Eukaryota, Fungi, Ascomycota, Dothideomycetes, Pleosporales, Pleosporaceae. Gene Ontology annotation, molecular function: magnesium ion binding. Gene Ontology annotation, biological process: nucleotide metabolic process; nicotinamide riboside biosynthetic process; nicotinic acid riboside biosynthetic process.
AUGGUUUCCCGUGUGGCAGAUGCCCUCAAGACCCACAGGAGAGACCAGCUCAUAGAGUGGAUCAAGGGUCUACUAGCCGUUCCUUUCGUCUUACACUCCCAUCCAACAGCAGUAUUCGAGCCCAGCGAUGAGUCAGUCGAGCACCAAGCCAACAUCGCUCAACGGCGGUAUGCCGAGAUCCUGCGCGACGUUGAAGAGAUCAUCAACGACCACAUCCAACACCAGAAAGACGGCAAACCCGACAGAUCAAAGUUGAAGCUUCUCGUUCCAACAGUAGCGAACUUCUUCACGUCCUUAGCAUUGCAUGACGCUUUCAUCUGGCAAGAUCAGCGGCGCUUCAUCAGCCACCGACGUUUCGUCCCCCCUUCUUUCAACGAUGUGCGUCUAGUUCUCAACACAGCCCAAGUAAUGAGUCUCAUCCGCAACGGUCCCCUCGAACUCGUGACGUUUGACGGAGAUGUCACUUUGUAUGACGACGGCAAAGACUUGACAGAAGACAACCCGAUCAUUCCCAAGAUUCUGCAGCUCAUGCGUCGUGGAUCAAAGAUUGGCAUUGUCACAGCCGCAGGGUACACAGAGGCGAAGCCAUACUAUGGCAGACUUUACGGGCUUCUAGACGCCAUCCAGGCAUCCGAUCUGCCCCUAGAGGCUCGACAGAAUCUGAUCAUCAUGGGCGGUGAAAGUAAUUUCUGUUUCAAGUUCGACGAGAACAGUCCAGUUCUACUGCGCCUGAUUCCCAGAGAAGAAUGGCUGCUUAAGGAGAUGCUUUCGUGGACUGAGUCGGACAUCAAGGACCUGCUUGACUUGGCGGAAGUGUCUUUGAGGGACACUGUCAAAAACUUCCGCAUGGAGGCAAAUGUCGUCCGGAAGGAAAGAGCGGUUGGUAUUGUACCAAAGGACGGGCACAAAUUCUGCCGAGAGACACUGGAAGAAACCGUUUUGAUCGUGCAGAAGAUACUCGAAAUAUCCGAGGUCGGCCAGCGUCUCCCCUUUUGCGCGUUCAACGGCGGAAACGACGUAUUCGUCGACAUCGGAGAUAAGUCCUGGGGUGUCCUUGCCUGUCAGCGGAUCUUCGGCGGGAUUGAGGGCAGCAAAACAUUGCACGUUGGCGACCAGUUCUUGAGUGCUGGGGCGAACGACUUCAAGGCUCGGUUGGCAUGUACGACGGCGUGGAUCGCGAAUCCGCAAGAGACGUGCCAACUGCUCGAUGAGAUUACCGAAUUGGACGAGGUGCAUCAGCGAAAGACAAGAUAA